This is a messenger RNA of Pyrenophora tritici-repentis Pt-1C-BFP, 873 nucleotides long. RefSeq names its product protein with SCP-PR1 domain protein. The record is from RefSeq and is a predicted model, not a curated record. NCBI's taxonomy places the organism in Eukaryota, Fungi, Ascomycota, Dothideomycetes, Pleosporales, Pleosporaceae.
AUGCGUUCCUCUCUGCUCAUCACUUCUGCCCUGGCCUUGGGUGUCAUCGCACGACCACAACUCUUUGGGAGGCAACCCAAGAUUGUCUACAAGACCGAGGUGGUGAUCCAGACAGUCAUCGUGACUAUCACGCAGGAUUACGUUGCGCCAUCGUCUACCUCUUGCGCGACUUCGCGUACUGCGGUACCCAUUACUACCUUGAUACCUCGGCCCAAGCCUGUACCCUCUUCGUCGAUCUUGGUCAUCCAUACUACUCCCGCUGUUUCUCCGGUGUCUACUACCUCCCGCACUCCUGCGCCAAAGCCUUCAACUACGACUAGAAACGCCCCCUCGGGUACUAGUCAGGCGUAUCUGUCCGCAGGACCCGAUUACCAAGCUGCUGUGCUCUUCCAUCACAACGCCGCCCGUGCCAACCACAAUGCUGCGCCAUUGUCAUGGGACUCCAGCUGUGAAUCCAACGCCCGAAUUGCUGCCAGCAGGUGCGAAUUCAAACACUACAUUCCCAGUGGCGCCGGCCAAGGUCAGAAUCUCUUCGUUGUUUCUGGUAAUGCAUUCAAUGUCACAGCAGGCAUCUCGGAAAGCUGGUAUCGUGGAGAGCUUAAUCCCAUGAUGCCGUGGUUCGGGAAGAACGACCUACCCCAUGACGUCUUCGAGGAAGUAGGCCACCUCACACAGAUGGUAUGGAAGGGUACUACCAAGGUCGGAUGCGUGUCGCUGGACUGCGGAAACGCCAUGACCGUCAAUGGCCAGAAGUCUACGAUGAACAAGUUCACUGUCUGCAACUACGCCCCGGCUGGGAACGUUGGUGGUCAAUAUGCCGCCAACGUUGUUGCCCCCAUCUCUUCUACUAACCUUAUCGGCUGGGCGGACUAG